Messenger RNA from Brassica oleracea var. oleracea, 1083 nucleotides. RefSeq lists its product as uncharacterized. The record is from RefSeq and is a predicted model, not a curated record. NCBI's taxonomy places the organism in Eukaryota, Viridiplantae, Streptophyta, Magnoliopsida, Brassicales, Brassicaceae. The transcript is spliced from 2 exons. Bases 131 to 865 code for a protein of 244 amino acids.
UCUUAUCCUAUUCACAAAUCUCCCCAUAUAUAAAUAAAGACCCUUCACCCCUAAAACCAAAACCAUCAUCAACUACUUUGAAACUUCCUAAGCAAUAGAUUGAGAGAAACCCGAUUUCAUUUCUAAGAAAAUGGCUUUUUGGUCUGCUGAGAAUGCUACUAAAGCCUAUCUUAGUACAUUGAAAACGGAUCAAAGAUCAAAAGAACCGAACGUGGCUGAGUUCAUAUCAGCUCUAGCCGCCGGAAACAACGCAAGAAAGAUCGCCGUGGCUUGUGCCGGAGCAGCAAACACUGACAUACUCGUUGCCCUGAUCGCUGCCGCAAAUCAAACGCGUGGUCAAGUGGUAUGUGUUUUACGUGGCAUCGAAGAACUGAUCAUAUCCAAGAAAAUGUUGGAACCAUCAGAGAUCCAUCAGAUACAUUUCGUAGUGGGAGAAUCUAGCGACACCAAUUUAAUUAAUGAUCAUUUCGGUGAAGCUGAUUUCGUCCUCGUGGAUUGUAACCUCGUGGACCACCAAGAUAUCGUUAGAAAGAUCGUUAAUCACCAUGAAGAAAACGCAAGAAGUGGCGGUGGAAGCGGUGUGGCGGUUGUGGUGGGUUAUAACGCGUUUUCCAGAGGAUCUUGGAGGUUUAGUGAUGGAAGAAAAACACAGUUUUUACCAAUAGGUGAAGGGUUGCUUGUGACGAGGGUCAACGAUAAUGGUAAGUAUAAUCAGAAGAUGAUGAUGAACAAGAACAAUCACCAUUAUCAUCACCAUGACCGUGUAAGAAAGAGUCAUUGGGUGGUGAAAGUUGAUAAGUGUACAGGAGAGGAGCAUGUGUUUAGGGUUAGGGUUCCACAAGGAGAAGCCAUUAUUGAAGCUUAAUUUAAAGCUUACAUACUAUUGGAUACUUUAAAGAAAAAGUCACCUCUGUGAUGGUUCAGACGAGUGAGAGAGUUAGUAUAAGAAGAAUAGUUAUUUGUAUAAGUAAUUAAAAGGAGUUUUGAUUGGUGUUGGAGUGUUUUGUUUGUUUGGAGUCUUAUUUAUUUAAAGACUUCUUUUUCUUGUAAGUGUGAAUAUGAAGAUUCGUGUUUCGUUUUUAA